Hyaloscypha bicolor E is the source of this 831-nucleotide messenger RNA. RefSeq lists its product as uncharacterized. The transcript has 4 exons. The coding region runs from base 1 to 831 and encodes 276 amino acids. NCBI's taxonomy places the organism in Eukaryota, Fungi, Ascomycota, Leotiomycetes, Helotiales, Hyaloscyphaceae. The record is from RefSeq and is a predicted model, not a curated record.
AUGAACCAUUUAUCGCGGCCGUUGCAGAGCCUAAGGUCCUCAAGCCUUAUGUCUAUCGGCGAGGCUAUCAAGUCCGAGAGAACAUUUUUACAUACGCAGACUCCCAAAAAUGAUGAUUAUCCACAUGUUAAUGUAUGGUCUUCGGAGCACGAUAAGGACGGCAAUCUAGUCUACCGGCCGCCUGCAUCCCAGUUGGUAGACCAGAUGUGCUUAGACACCCAUGGGCCAUUUGGUCAGCCUCGACUCACAGCGGAAGCUCCGAUAGGCAAGGAGAUGCUCGAAAUUCAACAGUAUACUUUGGACCAAGCUAUGGCUCGGAAAUGGGCCAACAACCUACGAUUUCUAGCUCUGAAAUCUGUAGAGCAGCCAGGCAUGAACGAAUAUUUCCCGUUUCCCAUACCUAAAACCAAGUCGAUGCACGAUCUUUGGCUAACAGAGCCUGGCGAGUUUCCUGGCACUACCGACUAUGUUACGGUUUCCUAUUAUUGGCAGACAAAGGAAAGAUUUCCGAAAUAUACCGUGAGCGAUGCCCAGUCAUCCACGCCACGGCCGGUGACGGCUCCCAAUGAAGUGCUUAAUCGUACAAUUCAUUUUGCUACAUACCACAAUACCUGUUUUAUAUGGAUUGACCAACGGGCCAAGUUCACCGCUGGAAUCCUAUCCGUAUCCGUUUACGAGCCUCGAUAUACAGAGGCUCUGAAUGGUCUCCGCGAAGCUAGGUAUCAAGAUGAUUACGGCUAUCUUCCUCCAGCUGGUUUGGGUAGAGAAGCAGAGUUGAGCCCAAGACCAUGGGAUAUAGUUGGGUUGUUUGAGAUUUUGGCUUCAGAUUAA